Mesoplodon densirostris (Blainville's beaked whale) is the source of this 1177-nucleotide messenger RNA. RefSeq names its product transmembrane reductase CYB561D2. Gene Ontology annotation, molecular function: transmembrane monodehydroascorbate reductase activity. Gene Ontology annotation, cellular component: endoplasmic reticulum. The record is from RefSeq and is a predicted model, not a curated record. The coding region runs from base 173 to 841 and encodes 222 amino acids. NCBI's taxonomy places the organism in Eukaryota, Metazoa, Chordata, Mammalia, Artiodactyla, Ziphiidae. The transcript has 4 exons.
ACUGUCCCAGGAAGUCCCGGAUGGGUAGGCGUCGCACCCGGAAGUUAAGAGGCUCCGCGACGGAGCGGCAGGGCGCGCGGCAGAGCCCCGAGUAACCCACUUUCUCGGGAGGGAACCACCUCGUCAGGUCGGCGCUGCGGGUGAGGCAGGCUACAAGCCGGCCUGGUUGACCAUGGCCCUUUCUGUGGAGACCGAGUCGCACAUAUACCGAGCUCUGCGCACUGCAUCUGGGGCUGCUGCCCACAUUGUGGCCCUGGGCUUCACCAUCUUUGUGGCUGUACUUGCCAGGCCUGGCUCCAGUCUCUUCUCCUGGCACCCCGUGCUUAUGUCUCUGGCUUUCUCUUUCCUGAUGACCGAGGCACUGCUGGUGUUCUCUCCUGAGAGUUCGCUGCUGCGCUCCCUCUCGCGGAAGGGCCGAGCACGCUGCCACUGGGUUCUGCAGCUGCUGGCCCUGCUGUGUGCACUGCUGGGCCUGGGCCUUGUCAUCCUUCACAAGGAACAGCUUGGCAAAGCCCACCUGGCCACGUGGCAUGGGCGGGCAGGACUGCUAGCUGUGCUGUGGGCAGGGCUGCAGUGCUCAGGUGGGGUGGGGCUGCUCUACCCCAAAUUGCUGCCUCGAUGGCCUCUGGCCAAGCUCAAGCUGUACCAUGCCACUUCUGGGUUGGUGGGCUACCUUCUGGGUAGUGCCAGCCUCUUGUUGGGCAUGUGCUCACUCUGGUUCACUGCCACAGUCACCGGUGGGGUCUGGUACCUGGCUGUGCUAUGCCCUGUCCUUACCAGCUUGGUCAUUAUGAACCAGGUGAGCAAUGCCUACCUGUACCGCAAGAGGAUCCAGCCGUGAGCUCUUCCCAGAACUAGGGGAAGCCUGGAUUUGCCCCUCAGUGUGGUAGCCGGGGCUGAGACCUCCUGGACUCUCUCAGCUGACUCGGUCACGGGACACCUCAGGCACUGGUGCGGUCACGGGUAGCCGGAGUCCUUUGUGUGACAUUAUUACUUGCUCCUCAUGCUGGAGUACCUCCCCUUUCCUUCUUUCUCUGCCAUCCCAGAGGAGUUUAUGGCUCAUGUGUCUGGAUGAAGGUGGGUUGCAAAACUGCCCCCUGCCCACAGCAACUCAACUUGUGCUGGUAUGUCCAGAAAUGAGAGAAGAGAAAAAAGUAAAAUAAAAUUUUAAAAAAGA